Messenger RNA from Salvelinus fontinalis (brook trout), 2101 nucleotides. Its product is annotated as polypeptide N-acetylgalactosaminyltransferase-like 6. NCBI's taxonomy places the organism in Eukaryota, Metazoa, Chordata, Actinopteri, Salmoniformes, Salmonidae. Bases 1 to 1335 code for a protein of 444 amino acids. The transcript has 8 exons. The record is from RefSeq and is a predicted model, not a curated record. Gene Ontology annotation, cellular component: Golgi apparatus.
AUGUACUGUAUAGGGAUGGAUAUCAUUCCCAUGCGGCACAUUUCUAACCUUUUCUCUCUCUUCCUCUCCUUCCCAGAGCACCUGAAGGGCCGUCUGGAGGAAUACAUGGCCCGGUUCCCCAAGGUGCGCAUCGUUCGGACCAAGAAGAGGGAGGGUCUGAUCCGUACCCGUCUGCUGGGGGCCUCGGUGGCCAAGGGAGAAGUCCUCACCUUCUUGGACUCUCACUGUGAGGCCAACGUCAACUGGCUGCCCCCCCUGCUUGACCAGAUUGCCCAGAACCCCAAGACCAUUGUGUGCCCUAUGAUUGACGUGAUCGACCAUAACCACUUUGGAUAUGAAGCCCAGGCUGGGGACGCCAUGAGGGGAGCCUUCGACUGGGAGAUGUACUACAAACGCAUCCCCAUCCCUCCAGAGCUCCAGGGCCCCGACACAAGUGAUCCCUAUGAGUCUCCAGUGAUGGCCGGAGGUCUCUUUGCCGUCAACCGUCGGUGGUUCUGGGAGCUGGGUGGCUACGACACUGGCUUGGAAAUAUGGGGCGGAGAGCAGUACGAGAUAUCGUUCAAAGUAUGGAUGUGUGGGGGCAGUAUGUACGACGUACCAUGCUCCCGAGUAGGACAUAUCUACAGGAAAUACGUCCCCUACAAAGUGCCAUCCGGAACAAGCCUAGCCAGAAACCUGAAGAGGGUGGCUGAGACAUGGAUGGAUGAGUACACAGAGUUCAUCUACCAGCGUCGUCCAGAGUACCGCCACCUGUCCACCGGGGACCUGACGGCCCAGAAGGAGCUGAGGAGACACCUUAAGUGUAAAGACUUCAAGUGGUACAUGAACGCUGUGGCCUGGGAUCUGGCCAAGUACUACCCCGCUGUGGAGCCGCUGCCUGCCGCCUGGGGAGAGAUUCGUAACGCUGCAUCAGGUCUGUGUAUAGACUCCAAGCACGGCCCCACAGGGACAGAGCUGCGACUGGACGCCUGUCUGAAGGAGGGGGCUGAACGCACCUGGGCACACGAACAGAUAUUUACAUUUGGCUGGAGAGAGGACAUCAGGCCAGGGGAUCCUCUCCACACCAGGAAGUUCUGCUUUGACUCCAUCUCCCAGAGUUCCCCUGUCACACUGUACGACUGCCACGGCAUGAAGGGCAACCAGCACUGGAGCUAUAGGAAGGAUAAAUUGCUGUACCACCUGGUGAGCAGCGGUUGCAUGGACUGCAGUCCCAGUGAUAAGAGGAUUUUCAUGAAUAAAUGCGACCCUGGGUCGGAGACACAGCAGUGGCUGUUCCAGAGAGUCAACGCCACCGUCCUGGACAAAUUCAACAGCGCUGCGGCUGCCAGCUCCUAGGAACCAGGCGCCAACCCCCACGACAAAAAAACAACAAACGUGUGCAUUGUAGCAGCAAGCGGCCAGCCAGUUAGCUAGCGGUCCUGUCUCCCAGACCUCCCAGCUCAUCAACGUGGGGGCUACAAAGUGGAAGAGAAGGGGGUGGGGGGGCUGGGGCUACGUUUCUGUUCUGUCUGACGGAUCCUCUGCCCGAUGGGAUCAGAUCCAAAAUGGAGGAUAAAGACUCCUUCCUGGCUGAAAGAGAUUUUGGGAUUCUGCCUGGUUCUGCCACAUGGGCUGAUGGGACGUUCAAGGUCGCGUUUCCUCAGAGAACCAACCAGACUAGACUAGACCCAAGCUAAGCCGCCACACAGAGGCACCUUGCUGGUCGAGGACACAGAAACCUCCAGAACACUGUCCUCUAGGUCCUCUAUGGGUCAAAGGUCAAACACAGCAGGUCUAGUAGACUGGAUUUGUUUGUAUCAGGUUGAAAAAGGAAUGUUCCAACUGUCACUCUCUCCAGAUCGCAUGGUGGAUUUGUACUAUAUCGGAGGCUCAUGAAUAAUUUGCUCAAUUUUGUAAGGCUAUUUAUUUUCCAUGAUUAUUUUAUUCGUAUUUAUUUGGUGUUAAUUUAUUUUAUCUUUUUUUUUUUAAGAACAAUAAUUUAUUAAGUGUAUACUUGAAUGGGUUUUUCAGAUUUCUGGUCCCCGUGAUUGUACGAUUUGAAGUUGUGAAGUUCAGCCAAUGAAAAUGAUGUAGUAAACAUGAAUAAAAUGUGGGAAAAAUA